This is a messenger RNA of Triticum urartu, 1754 nucleotides long. NCBI's taxonomy places the organism in Eukaryota, Viridiplantae, Streptophyta, Magnoliopsida, Poales, Poaceae. The record is from RefSeq and is a predicted model, not a curated record.
AGCGGCUGGGCUCCUCCCGCAACCAAAAAUAGAAACUCAGCCGCCGCCGCGGCGCCGCCCCUUUCUCUUCUUCUCCCUCCCUGAGCGCAACCGCCCACCCAAAUCCCCCGCUCGCCACGAGGAACCGCCGCCUGCGAUGACGCGCCGAAGCCGGGAACGCCGCGCGGCCGCCGGCGACGGAGACCCCGCCGGCCCCCCGCAUUACGCCCCCGACGAGGAGCGCCGCCUCGCCGAGGAGGUGCUCUACCUCCACUCCCUCUGGCGCAGCGGCCCGCCCGCCCCCGCCGGUCCUCCCGCGCGACCCGCCGGGGGCUCCCGCGCCACCCGCGCCAGCGCCGGAGGCUCCCGCCCCGCCCGCGCCCGCCCCAACCAGCGGAAGCGCCGCAGGACCGAGCGCCCCGCCGCGGAUUCCGAGGAGCCCGGCGCCGACUGGCCCCUCGCGCCCUCCCCGCCCGCCUCCCCAUCCCCCGCCUCCUGGCCCGACGCCGCCCCCUCCUCCCCAGCGCCCAGGCCGCAGCCGCAGCAGCAGCCUUCCCCCGCCUCGCUCGCGCAGCGGGACGCGCUCCGCGCCGCCGAGGAGUUCUUCUCCGCGCGCGGCGCCGAUGGCGACGACGAGUCAGAGGGGUCCGAGUCGGAGGACGGCGGCGACGCGGCGGCCGAGUUCUUCCUGGGGCUGUUCGAGCGGGACGCCGGGCUGCGGGGGUACUACGAGCGGAGCCACGAGGAGGGGGAGUUCCGGUGCAUGGGGUGCGUGGGGAGGAAGAGGAAGGGCAGGGGCCAGGCCAGGAGGUUCCGGGACUGCGUCAGCCUCGUGCACCACGCGCGCGACGCCACGCGCUGCGGCAGGCCGCUUGCGCACCGCGCGCUCGCCGCCGCCGUCUGCCGUGUGCUCGGCUGGGACGUCAAGCGGCUGCCCAGCAUCGUCAUCGACCCCUGCGGCACGCUCGGCCAGGCGCUGCUCGCCAGGGAGGGGGCGAGUGCCGCCGCUUCCACCGCCCAGGAGGCAAAGGAGAAUGUUGAUAGUGUGCACAAUGAUGGCGUGGAUGCAGUGAAGGAGGAUGUUGGUUCGGAGAAGAAGGGCUCCUUGAAUGAUGACAGGAAGGAGGAUGUUGAUAGUAGAAUGAAUGAGGCCGCAUUAAGUGAUGGGGAUGGAGCAAAGGACGGUGUUGAUACAGGGAAGAUUGGCCCUCCAAGUAAUAACAAUGAUGGAGAGGUUCAUGAGCAAGGGAGUGGUGCAGGAACUGCUGAAAAGGAAGGUGCUAUUGGCACUAAACAGGAGCAUCCUAAGAGUGCAGAUGAUAUGAGGGGCACUUGUAAUGUCAGACUAGAAAACAAUUCAUCAAAGGAAGAAGCUGCUACAGAGAAUAAGGAGGAGCAUACUGACGGUGUUGUUGACUCUCGAGAUGAUAUUGGUAACUUGGGAAACAAUUUAAUGGACUCAUCAAAGAGUUGAAAGUUGAGAUUGUGCUGUGUACACACGAACUGAAGGAGCACAUCCUGGCAUCUAUCCAAUUCGACCAUGUGGAGAAUGCGGGCGACCAUUUCCUAUUUUGUUUCGUGAAUUCUACCUGAGCAUUUCUCGAUUUUGCAGUUGUGUAGUUAAUCAACUGUUCUUCCGUGGCCCAACUGAGCAUAGCUCGUUCUCUCACUGGAGCACUCUCAUGUUAAAGAGAGAAGUUUCUCUUGUGGCCAGUCAGAUUCAGUUGCAAUUUCUUGAAAUGAAUGAAGUGAUGUGGUCCUUCUUUCCCUCCAAA